AUGGGGCCAGUCGAGUACUUCUCACACCAGCAGCACGGCUUCCGACGCCUGGUGUACCCCUUUGAUACUGCCAAGUGGAGGUGCGCAAUGGCAACCAAAUCCCGUAUGCAUAUGCAAGACUAUGUGUUGAUUCAAGAGACAGGCAUCUUUAUCUUCAAUGACGAUACCACAACGACCCUUUCGGCCCAAGUCACCUUCAAACUCCCUUGCGAAAACCCCGAGUCCAUCAUCAGCCCCGACACCACUGGCAACUCCUCCGUCAUUGGCUUCUCUAAUCCUUUCUAUGCCUCAAUAUCACCCCAGAUUUUCGCCCUUGCCACAGCGACCGUCAUCAGCUAUAUCCUCGUCAUCCUCAUUUUCAUUACUCCAAGGACCUUCUAUGUCGGAAGUCCAGGAGGCGGAGGGGGAGCCCGUUUCCUGGGCCGUCGUGGCAUGAUAACAGGAUCGUAUGGAUCGUCGUCCAUCGUUGGCGUGGGACGGAGGCCUCUGCUGCAAAAGAUUGCCACUGUCACCGUGGCAAUCUCCCUCACGAUCGCUACGGCAGACACUUUCCACGUCGCUGAGAAGCAAUAUAACCAGGGCUAUAUUGACUCGAGCCAGCUGGUCGACAACGUGGUAGAUAGUUUGGAAAUUCGCAUCAUCCGAGUCAUCUCAGACACGUUCUUGUGGCUAGCCCAGGUACAAACACUGAUACGGCUGUUCCCACGGCAUAAAGAGAAAGUCACUAUCAAAUGGCUUGGAUUCGCCAUGGUAUCCUUCGACACCAUCUUCAGCAUUUUGGACUCUUUCGUCAGUGGCAACCCAAGGACCCGGCCGAGGAGCUUUUCGGACGCAAUCCCCGCUCUCAAUUAUUUGUUCGAGCUGGCGAUCUCGCUAAUCUACGCAUCCUGUGUGGUGUAUUAUUGUCUUUCUAAAAGGCGUUUUGCAUUUUGGCAUCCGAAGAUGAAAAAUAUCUGCUUGGUGGCGCUCCUGUCACUGGUUUCAGUUGUGAUCCCUGUAGUAUUUUUCAUUCUGGACAUAUCGCAACCAGAUUUGGCGGGAUGGGGUGAAUAUAUUCGGUGGGUCGGUGCUGCAGCUGCAAGUGUGGUUGUUUGGGAAUGGGUCGAGCGAAUUGAAUCGUUGGAGCGAGAUGAAAGAAAGGAUGGCAUUCUUGGGAGGGAGAUUUUUGACGGCGACGAGAUGUUGAACAUGACACCCUCGGAGGAUGCAAGUUGGCGAGGAGAUGAUACCAGACCUGAUCAAGAAGGAGGUGGACGGAAGGGGAUGGCAGAAGGCAUGGCAUCCCGAUAUCAACGCCUUCGUGUCCGGCUUCCGCUGAGAAAGAGGCGGAGGAGGCCUCCUGCGGACGGAAUCGCCACCGGUGCGGACGCAACUGACGCGGGCGGUCAAGCCAAUCCCGACUCACGGUAUGUGAUUCCCCAGCAGGUCAUGAUGCCCCCCAGCAGAAGUGACACGGGGAGCGCCGCUAGCACGGUGUACGCCGUCCGCUAUCACAACUUGUCGAGUCCGUCGCCUAAACCACAGCCCGAACCGCGGUCCCAACCAGAAGGGUCUAUCGGUUUCGAUGUUCCAAAACUGUCUGACGACGCCGGAUCUUCUCCCUCUGACGUCGAAAAGGAGCUCGCAUUGGAGACGGUCCUUCCGAUGCAACCAAGUCGCCAAGGACGAACCAUUUGGCAGGCAAUGCCCAAUCCCUUCAAACGACGGAGAUCAGAGCCCCCAGCAGAAGUGGCUGAUGCACAGAAUGCAAACGGGGUGCGGCGGUCACCAAUCGAUCGCACCCUUAAUCUAAGAGAUCGACUCGGAGCAUUUGCGUCCACGCAAAGAGAGCGGUUUGCUAGUCGAGGAAAUGCACCCGUAGCUGCCUUGCCAGUCACAGUCAUUCCAGCACCGAAAAGUAAUGGUCGGACAUGGUCUCCUGACGAUAUUCGUGACCGGUCAACCGAUGAUGAUUCUGAUCGCAUGGAAACAGCGGAGACUUCGGGUCAGCAGCUAGGAUCUGCUGUGGGACACUUGAAUGCUCCCGACCAGAGCCAGGUGGUUGUUAUUCCAGCUCCUGUAAACGGUCAAACCUGGCUUCCAGAUGAACCGCAUGUCCGCCCUCAGCUCACUCCAGGCCCUCAACGUCCCGACGCUGCCCUCUUCCCAAACUCUUCGUCGAGUCCCAGCGAGGCCAUGCGAGCUCAGCAAACCUACGUCCACCGGGGCUCACUCACCAUCUCUGAACCAGAAGCUAGGACGAGCCGGACGGCAGACCCUUUUCAAACAGGUUUGCCAAGGUCCACAGUGUACGCCCGGCCUCUGGCCAUUGCUCCAAUUGCAGAAGACGCUACAGAUGAAGUGGGCAGUGAAGUACCAGGUCCAGUACAACAUUGCCCAGAGCCGUACGCUCCUCCAGAUCAAGCUCGGAUGGCUGACACUACGGGCGAAUGCGCACGCGCCGAUGUGGCAUCGUCUGCUCGUGAUACUGAUGUCGGGAACUCCUCGUCACCUAUCCACACGGCAGAUCAGCCCCCCAGCGAACAGCUGCGCAGAAGUAUAUCACCAACCCCAGAUAGUAGGGAUGCUGAUGAGAGAGAUACGGGUGGCACGGCAUCAUGA
This is a messenger RNA of Cladophialophora bantiana CBS 173.52, 2601 nucleotides long. RefSeq lists its product as uncharacterized. Gene Ontology annotation, cellular component: plasma membrane. The transcript has a single exon. Gene Ontology annotation, biological process: cellular response to pH. Lineage: Eukaryota; Fungi; Ascomycota; Eurotiomycetes; Chaetothyriales; Herpotrichiellaceae. Bases 1 to 2601 code for a protein of 866 amino acids. The record is from RefSeq and is a predicted model, not a curated record.